ACACAGAACAUAGUCUGAGAGAGAGAGAGAGAGAGGAGCAAGAGAAAGCAGAAAUGAGGAAGUUCGAUCCAUGGCCGAUUUUCUUCAAGCGAGAAUGGAACCGGAACUGGCCUUUCAUCGCUGGGUUCGCCAUAACCGGAGCCCUCAUCACCAAGUUCUCUCUCGGCCUCACUGAGGAAGAUGCCAAGAACUCACCCUUCGUUCAGAGGCACAAGAGGUGAUUUCUGGAUGCCGUUGCGACUACCUUUCUUCUCAUGUUGUCAAGGGGAAGAUAAUAACAAAGAGUGAUGUUCAGGAUUCUCUGUUUUUGAAUUUUAUGUCUUGUUUAUGAUGGCUUGAAUAACAUGAGAAGGAAUACUUCUUUCCAUUGGUUUUGAACUUUGUGUAUUUGAGCAGACCAAUCUUUCAAAGUGAAACUACAAAAAUUGUGCU
Rosa rugosa (rugosa rose) is the source of this 432-nucleotide messenger RNA. Its product is annotated as ATP synthase small subunit 6, mitochondrial. Bases 54 to 221 code for a protein of 55 amino acids. NCBI's taxonomy places the organism in Eukaryota, Viridiplantae, Streptophyta, Magnoliopsida, Rosales, Rosaceae. The transcript is spliced from 3 exons. The record is from RefSeq and is a predicted model, not a curated record.